AUGAACCUUCUCAGAGAUAUCCAAGUGCUUCUGGCAGACCACUGGAUGAUGCUCCUGGUCUUCUUGCUCUUCAGGAAGCUUCUCUUCAAUAAAUAUGGCAGAGGCCUCCACCCGAUUCCAGGACCUUUUCUCGCCGGCUUCUCUGACUUUUGGCGCUUCUUCUGCACCACAUUCUCGACUGUGCAUCAGGCCCAUCUCAACCUUCACAGAAAGACAAACUCGCACUUCGUCCGCAUCGGACCCCGAACUAUUUCGAUCUCAGAUACAGCAUUGAUACCAACAAUCUACGGCACUCAUUCGGCUUUCACCAAGAGCGAGUACUAUAGACUCUCCAUGAUGCCUUUGGACGGUGCGUAUACUCCCAGUCUCUUCACCGCACUGGACGAAAGAUACCACACCUCGAUCAAAAGACCCAUCGCAACUGCCUACAGCAUGUCGACCAUCAUCGAAUACGAGCCGUUGGUGGACUCUACCACUUCGCUGUUUACAUCAAGACUAGAUGGCUUUGCCGCUUCUGGCGUCUCGUUCGACUUUGGGGUGUGGCUGCAAAUGUAUGCUUUUGAUGUCAUCGGCGAAAUCUUGUUCAGUCAGAAACUGGGCUUCUUGGAAUCAGGCACAGAUGUUGCCGGGAUCAUGGCAGAUAUCAGGGGCAAGAUAUCAUAUGCGGCUUGUGUAGGACAAAUUCCAUUCCUGGACAGGAUCUUGACCAAGAACCCUCUGUUUCUGAAAAUAGUGCCGACCCACCCUAUUGUCACCUUCACACUGGACAGGAUGAAGGAGCGAGUAGCAAGUAUGGCGUAUGGGGCCGGUCGAAAACGCGAUUUCUUGACAAGGUGUAUGGAGGCACAAGCCAGGUACCCGGACAUUGUCACGAACCGGAUGAUCAUCCUCUAUAAUGGAGAUAAUGUGGCGGCAGGAAGCGAUACAACUGGAAUUGCAUUACGGGCAAUUUUCUACCACCUUAUGAAAACGCCCGCAUGCCUGCGCCGAUUAGUCGAGGAAAUUGAUAGGGCAGAAGAGGCGGGCCAGUUGAGCAACUUGGUUACCUGGCACGAGUCCAGCAGAUUACCCUACCUUCAGGCCUGUAUCAAGGAAGCCUUCCGUAUACACCCGGUGGUCGGUUUGAUCAUCGAACGAUGUGUCCCAAAGGGAGGAAUCGUCUUGCGUGGCCACUACCUUCCUGAAGGUACAAUCGUAGGGAUGAAUCCUUGGGUCACAACGCGAGAUGAAAGUGUAUAUGGGGCGGAUGCCGAUAUAUUCCGGCCAGAAAGAUGGCUAGAAGCAACACCAGAGCAGCUUACUGCGAUGGACCGUGCCAACUUGACGUUUGGGUACGGCAAACGAGCAUGUAUUGGAAAGAACAUCUCCAUGCUUGAGAUAUGCAAGGUGGUACCUCAAUUAUUGAGACAUUACGAGUUGUCCUUCCUGCAGCCAGACCAGGAGUGGACGGUCCGGGGUGGGUGGUUUGUAUGGCAGGACGGUUUCGAAGUAUAUAUCCGAAGGAGAGCAAGGAAAUGA
Messenger RNA from Exophiala spinifera, 1518 nucleotides. RefSeq lists its product as uncharacterized. The transcript is spliced from 8 exons. Gene Ontology annotation, molecular function: monooxygenase activity; iron ion binding; oxidoreductase activity, acting on paired donors, with incorporation or reduction of molecular oxygen. Lineage: Eukaryota; Fungi; Ascomycota; Eurotiomycetes; Chaetothyriales; Herpotrichiellaceae. Bases 1 to 1518 code for a protein of 505 amino acids. The record is from RefSeq and is a predicted model, not a curated record.